This is a messenger RNA of Hyla sarda, 2723 nucleotides long. It is a transcript of the gene TANK, whose product is annotated as TRAF family member associated NFKB activator. NCBI's taxonomy places the organism in Eukaryota, Metazoa, Chordata, Amphibia, Anura, Hylidae. Bases 377 to 1795 code for a protein of 472 amino acids. The record is from RefSeq and is a predicted model, not a curated record. The transcript is spliced from 11 exons. Gene Ontology annotation, biological process: canonical NF-kappaB signal transduction.
GUUCAGAGUUCAGUUCUUGGCUGAGGUACAGUUUGGUGAGGAGUGAAGUCUGUCUGUGAGGAGGAUCUGAAAGGAGGCCUGAGGCCUAGUCCAACAACCACACAUCAACUACAAGUUAACCCCACUACCAAGGUGAAAGUCAAAGCCUUGCGUGGGAGCUGUACUUUCAGCAGAGGUGGAUCUAGAGUUUGUCCUUGUGGUGGAUGACAGACAAUCUUCCUGGAUAUAAAACCAAACCCUUCCUCCAUUACACCCCCUGAGGAUGACGUAAGGAAGGAGGACUUAUCUGUGUCACUGGGAACCUUAGUUAUACGUUGUUUUUCAGGUUGCUGGAAUUAUUCACACCCUUUUUAGUGAUGAUACAGAACUGGGAAAUAUGGAUAAAAACACAGGAGAUCAACUCAAUAGAGCCUACGAUGCGUUUCGUCAGGCAUGUAUGGAAAAGGACCGAACCAAAAAGGAAAUGCAGCAAAAGACGGCUAUGUAUGAGCAGCAGCUACACGAACAGCAGAAACAGAUAGAGGAGCUGAAAAACCACGUUUUGGUCUUGACAUCAAGGCUCUCUACAUUUGCUGGUGCAGGAGUGUUUGGUGUUCCGCCUCUAUCCCCGAAAUUGGAAAAUUCUGACGGUUGGAAAAGUGAGUCGGCCGCCCUUGAGAGUUUACAAGAACAGAUCAAAGCCGGUCUGCAGCGAGAAAAGCUUUACAAGGAUCAGCUGGAUACAGAAAAACUCAGUGUCUUGAAAUUGGAAGGAAAACUUGACAAGUUGGAGUCUGUCCUCUCCAAUAAGAAUGAGGAAAUUCAAUAUCUAAAAAAGUCAUUGAAAGAAGCCAGAGAGAUGAAAGAAAGACCAGACCAAAGAACAAUCCUGGACACAGAAAUGAGAAAUACGAACAUUACUCAAGAUCCUUCUGCGGCAGCUCCAGCCCCUAAUGACAAUGCAAGGCUAGGUGUUGAACGGAUUUUCUCCGAUCUAAAGGAAGAAUUCAGUCGGAUUUGCAAGUUAACAAGAGAACAAAGCAGCCAACUGAACACAUUUCUCAUGAAGAAGGAAAUUGCAUCUGGUAAUGAUAUUCGGUUGCCCUUUUCCAUGCCUGUACAGUGCACUGAUGAAGAAAACGAGGGAGUGCAAAUACUACAGAAGCCAAAGGAUAAAACCAUUAGAUCGCGAUUUGCCCCAAUCACUCCUCGAGGUUUAGGACCAGAUGAUGAACUGAGCAUGUCCGUGGAGUCCCUGUCAAACCUGAGCGUUAAGUUCCCCCCCAGUAGUGAUGACUCUGAUUUUUUGGAGAGCUCUCCUGGGAAGCUUCCGAUAUUUCCUCCAGCUUCAGAGCAAGAAGCUCAUCCCAACACACAACUUCCUGACGCCAUUAUGAAGACUUUCAGCACCGCGCGGCCCAGUCCGCCAUAUUCACCUCGAUCCCCAAGGACUGCUUGCCACUUGGAUAAGCAUUAUGAACUAGGACCCAACUAUCGGGGCACAAUGCUUCCAACAGAUGAGGACAGCGGCCUCUUCAUGGCAGGCAAUAAUCCUGUAGGCGAUUGCCAAAACACUUUCCACAUUCCAGAUACUCCAGACGUAGACAAAUGUAUAGAGAUCUCUGAGAGGACAGUGCGGGGACCUCAACAGCCAAUUUGGAAGCCAUCGUCACCUCAUGACAAUGACCUAUUAAUUCCGGGGAGUGAGAAAUGGGAUCGAGAUAGCUCUAACGUAUGUGAAUUUUGCCAAGCUGUUUUCCCACCAUCAACUGAUUUAGGAGGUGAAUUUCUAAGACAUCUGAACACACAUUUUUAACAAAUUUCCGCCCAAAAGAUCCUCACGAUGUCCAUACUUAAUGCCUUUCUCUAAUCCAAAUAUCUUUUUGGGACCAUUUCCACUCAUGGAUAAGUAUCUGGAUGAUAUGGUUUUAUCUGGUUGGCCAUGUUUGGGCUGUGAACUCCUAAAAAUAUCCAUUAUAAACCCUCAAAUAAAUUGCAUUACAUUUUUUUUCUUUAAAUGUGCUUUAUAGACAUUUACUAUAUUGAUCCAUGUCAUGUUUUAUUGCAAUUUUUAUAUGAAUUUUUUUUUUCUUUUUUAAAUUAGACACAAUAUGUUUGAUGUUCUCACAUAGGUUGCACCUCUGGUACAGAUCCAUUAAAUCACUGUAACUACACAACUAACUGUAUUAAAUGUAUUGUUUCUCCCCAAACACAUUUUCUUACAUUGUAAAAAAUAAAAAAUCCCAAAUGCUCUUUUUUCUGUCAAAAAAAGCUGAACAAAAAAAUUUCAUGAACACAUGAAGUGACAAACCCCUUAAGUAACACGCUAACAGCAUUCCUGUAUUGUAGCACUAGACUCUACGUCAUGUUCUAAGCAGAAACGCUUGUAGGUGCGUUCCUUUAUUAUGAACGUGCGAUGCAACAUUAAAAAAAUGUGUUAAUGAAGAGAAAAAUAGAUUAAGUAACAUAUCGUCUUAAAAAAAAGCAACACACACAUUUUGUACCCUAUUAAUACCACCUUUAAAAUGUAUGUAUUUAAAUAAUCUCUAUGUAUUAUAUUCUACAGAUAUCCUUGUAUAGAGCUGUAUGUGUACUUUUAAAUGAAAAGAUUUCAUAUUUAUAUUUUCCGUCAUUAUUUUCAUGUAUGUUAUUUUAAGCAAUGCAUUAAACUGGAUAGCUUUUUGAAUUGCCAAAAAGAAACAAAAUAUCAGUCUGGUUAUAUUAUUUUGCUUCUGUUUGUAAAU